This is a messenger RNA of Ilyonectria robusta, 1414 nucleotides long. RefSeq lists its product as uncharacterized. Bases 264 to 1013 code for a protein of 249 amino acids. Lineage: Eukaryota; Fungi; Ascomycota; Sordariomycetes; Hypocreales; Nectriaceae. The transcript has a single exon. The record is from RefSeq and is a predicted model, not a curated record.
AGGUUUGAAUAGAAUGAGAUCGACACUUAACCCCACGUGUCUUAGAUCUUGAGUGCCUGGGGUCACCUGACGUAGGCGGCAACCUUUCCGCCACCACCUCCAAGAUCACAACCACAACAACAUUAUUGAAGGCUACUCUCAAUUAUCCCACGAGCAUCAUAAUAACAGAUAUUGGAUCCGGAUACACGCAUCACAGGAGAGAGGAUACCACAUUUACGUCAAUAAUUUGGAAUUCUUUCAGCCUAAAGAACAACACUCGCACCAUGCCUGCCAUACCCAUCUAUACGGCCAGCCCUAUCAACCCAACCAAGGCAUCGGGUGUCACUCCCCAAACUGCGGCCCCGGAUGGUACGGAAGCGCAGGUCGGAGCGGCUCAGACGGCUCAUUCACCAAACACAUAUGCAGCUGCCCAUCCUGGAGCACAGCCCUCGUCUUCGGUCCCAACGGGAACUUCUUGGGCUCCUUCCAUCCCUCGAAUAACACCAACUACGACGGCCGUAUAUGUGAGCCCUCCGGGGCCACAGCCCGGAGCAGUUCCCACAGCUCCGAGGAGAGGAUGCGAUUUGCCGCCUCCUCCCAAGGUUGGCGAAUCGCUGCGAACCGAGCAAUGCCAGCCAACGCAGGCUCCGAGGUCUCCUCAGAUGACGGCCUACGCUCCACUCGGAGUGCCGGAGGUGCCCGCGAGACGGUCCUCAGCGUCAAUCCCGAUUCCGUCCCCGUUCUUGGAUCCGCUGGGCGGCCGCUCUGAUGGUGGGGACUUGUCGCAUCCCCCUGGUUAUCAUCAGAAUGUAAACGCUUCCGAGUUCAACAGCACACAGAGGGAGGCGCAUGACCUCGCCAUCGCAAGGGAGGAUGCCCAGAGGAGGUCAAUUUCCCACAGAGUGUCAGUGGCUAUUGAGGGGGGAGACGACGAUGACGGAGUUUGGGGCGCGGCGAAGAAGUGGGCUUCGGUAGCCGGCGAGGGGCUUGCAGCGGCCGAGCAAGAGGUUUGGAAACGGCUCAACAAGGACUGAGGGGGCCAAGGAUCUGGGCAGGAUUGCGGGUGGGCAGAGGCGAUUAUUCCGAGGUACCCUGGCGUUGCUUCUUUGUGUAAAUUAAAAUCAAAAAGAGGCAUGAGAUAAAACAAAAAUCUUUCGAGUGUUCUAUUUCCAGACCAACCGGGGGUUUAAUGGAGGGGAUGGAGGGGAUGGCGGGCACAUGCCGAGAGCUAGUCAGGGCAGAAGAGGGCCGAAGAGGGCCAGUGAGAACCUGAGGGCCACUAUCGAGGUCCUGGAUAGUGGCAUCGUCACAUCCAGGGCGCCAAAGCGAUCUCUGCGGGGGGCAGAUCGUGCCAUCAUUGGCUUGUGAUCUCCAUAUUCAGAAUCAUAUGAACCACGGGGGCGGCCACGGCUGCGGACUAGGAGGGAGAUCUAAU